Molecule: messenger RNA, 1325 nt
Organism: Austrofundulus limnaeus
Lineage: Eukaryota; Metazoa; Chordata; Actinopteri; Cyprinodontiformes; Rivulidae
Product: GTPase IMAP family member 4
Exons: 8
Coding region: 203-1249 (348 amino acids)
Molecular function (GO): GTP binding
Source: RefSeq, a predicted model, not a curated record
ACAUGAUAAGAAGCAUUUCCAGUUCUGCUUGCAGAUGGUAGGAAGGUGUGUCGUUUUGGGCGUUAACCUACAUACCUUUACUUCGUGUCACUACAGUCAAAAGCAGGAAGAAAACUUUGACCACGUGUCCCAGCGGCACAAACAAACAGCAGGGAGUGAAACAAACAUUUUACUUGCGGUAGACCGUGUUGACUGCUGAGAAAUGGAGUGUCAGUGUGACCAGAACACAGGCGAUGCUGCUGCAGGUUGGAUGAGUGGCAGUAACGUGCAGAUGGGAGCGUUUGCUGUGGUUGGAUAUCUUCUCUACAGAUUCUCACAGACUCUGCCAGCUCUGAUCCGGUGGCCAAUUCGUCUCUUCUGCUCUAUAACUGGUCUGUCAGCUCUCUGGGGCUGGGUGAGCCACCUCGUGGGAACACUCCAUGUAAUUCGGAGGCUGUUUAAGUGUCUUUCUUGGAUUUGGCGGUUUAUGGUCGCCUUUUCCUCCAGGCUGAAGUGGAUGCUUCCAAUCAUCAGAAUCAUCACAGGGUCAUCAGGAGAAGAAUCCCAGUCUGUCACUGGUGAUCUCAACUUGAUAGACCUGAGACUGGUCCUUCUGGGGCCAAGUGGAGGAGGGCGGACCUCCCUAGCAGAUAUUUUUUUAGAGAAAAGUGAGACAAGAGAUUGCAAGGAUCCUUUAAACCGGAGCAUUAAGAGGAGCAGAGUCCUGGAUGGUAGAGUACUCACCGUGGUUAACACCCCAGAUGUUUUAGGGUCUCUUCUGGGGAACCGCAUCAGAGUCCAGGAAGCUCUGAGGAGUCUUCAGUUCACCAGUCCUGGUCCACAUGCCUUCCUGUUGGUGGUCCGUGUCACAGGCUCCAGCAGUGAGGACAAGCAGGAAAUCUGCCAGGCAAUCCGAGCCACUCUGGAGCUGUUUGGUGAUGAAGUCAAAGACCACAUCCUGCCAGUGUUGACCCACACAGACCAUCUGGCUGGAGGACAGACUAUAAAGCAGCUGCUUGAGGAGGACACAGGGACUCUGAGAAGACUUCUGUCUUUGUGUGGACAGAGACCAGAGCUCGUGGACAUCAGGCCAGACCUGCCGCAGGAGGCAAAGAGGGAGCUGCGCCGGCGUUGUGUGGAGCGUGUGCUGGAGAUGAGGGAGCUGAGGGGACCUUUCAUCCACGAGCUGCAGAGGAGGGAGGACAGCCUGAGGGAGAAGCUGCUCUCUGACAUGACCUCUUCUCUGCUUCAAAAACUGGACCACACUUAAAGAAAGAAGCAGGACAUUUAAGAUCAUGGUGUUUCUGUGAGUCUGUGUGUUAAUAUUAAAUUCAAAUCAAUUGUAA